AUGAAGUUCUUCAUCGACGAUCUACCGAUACUCUUUCCGUAUCCGCGGAUCUAUCCUGAACAAUAUGCCUACAUGUGCGACCUGAAGAAGACGCUGGAUGCCGGCGGCCACUGUGUCCUGGAAAUGCCCUCGGGUACUGGAAAGACCGUCUCCCUUCUUUCGCUCAUUGUGGCCUACCAGCAACAUUACCCAGAACAUCGGAAACUCAUUUAUUGCUCUCGUACAAUGUCUGAGAUCGAGAAAGCAUUGGCAGAAUUGAAAGCAUUGAUGAAAUUUCGUGCCCAGGAACUUGGUCAUGUUGAAGAUUUCCGAGGCCUAGGUCUGACCAGUCGGAAGAACCUCUGUCUGCAUCCCUCAGUCAAGCGCGAGAAGAGCGGUGCUAUUGUGGACGCUCGGUGUCGGAGUCUGACAGCUGGCUUCGUCAAGGAGAAGAAGGAGAAGGGCGAGAACGUGGAUUUAUGCAUCUACCACGACAACCUAGACCUCCUGGAACCGCACAAUCUGAUUCCCAACGGCGUGUGGACUCUCGAAGGGCUUCUGAGAUACGGAGAAGAUCAUAAGCAGUGUCCAUAUUUCACGGCCAGACGGAUGAUGCAGUAUUGCAAUGUGAUCAUCUAUUCUUACCAUUACUUACUCGACCCCAAAAUUGCAGAACGAGUAUCGAAAGAAUUUUCGAAGGACUGCAUCGUCGUUUUUGACGAGGCUCACAACAUUGACAACGUCUGUAUUGAGUCGCUGAGUCAAGACAUUACGGAGGACUCGCUUCGCAAGGCAACACGAGGUGCACAAAAUCUCGAACGGAAAAUCAAUGAGAUGAGAGAGACGGACCGAGAACAACUCGAAAGCGAAUACCAAAAGCUAGUCGAGGGAUUACGUGAUCAGGACGAUGCUCGACAAGAAGACGCGUUCAUGGCGAAUCCAGUACUGCCGGAUGACCUGCUAAAAGAGGCUGUGCCAGGUAACAUUCGCAGAGCGGAACAUUUCAUCGCGUUCUUGAAGCGAUUCAUCGAAUAUCUCAAAAGCCGAAUGAAAACACGCCGAGUCACCUCGGAAACACCGACGUUUUUCCUCGACCACUUGAAGGAACACACCUUCAUAGAAAAGAAGCCGUUGCGCUUCUGUGCUGAGCGCUUGACAUCCUUGGUGCGAACCCUGGAGCUCACAAAUAUCGAGGACUAUCAAACUCUGCAAGAAGUUGCCACAUUUGCUACACUUGUGGCUACGUAUGAGAAAGGAUUCUUGUUGAUCCUAGAACCAUUCGAGUCAGACACGGCGGAGGUACCCAAUCCAGUUUUGCAUUUUACCUGUCUCGACGCAGCCAUCGCCAUAAAGCCCGUGUUUGACAGGUUCAGCUCUGUCAUCAUCACCUCAGGUACUAUCUCUCCCCUGGAGAUGUAUCCCAAGAUGCUUGGGUUUAGCGCAGUUAUCAUGCAGUCGUACGCAAUGACGUUGGCACGGAAGUCCUUCCUACCGAUGAUCGUCACCCGAGGCAGUGAUCAAGCUCCAGUAUCAACCAGUUUCCAGGUUCGCAAUGAACCAAGUGUGGUCCGAAACUAUGGAAACCUCCUUACCGAAUUUGCAAGAGUCACCCCGGACGGUAUGGUUGUCUUCUUUCCUUCCUACCUCUAUAUGGAAUCCAUCAUUAGUAUGUGGCAAGGAAUGGGGAUACUCGACCAGGUCUGGAAGUACAAGUUGAUUCUAGUCGAGACACCCGAUGCUCAGGAAACAUCGCUUGCGUUGGAAACGUACCGCACAGCUUGCUGCAAUGGCCGCGGUGCUGUAUUGCUCUGUGUCGCUCGAGGUAAAGUGUCGGAAGGUAUCGAUUUCGACCACCAUUACGGACGAACCGUGUUAUGCAUGGGCGUACCAUUCCAGUACACGGAAUCGCGUAUUCUGAAGGCGCGUCUCGAAUUCCUGCGUGAGACCUACCGCAUCCGGGAGAACGAUUUUUUAUCUUUCGACGCCAUGCGACAUGCCGCGCAAUGUCUGGGACGCGUGCUGCGAGGUAAAGAUGACUAUGGAAUCAUGGUCUUGGCCGACCGUCGCUUCCAGAAGAAGCGCGAUCAGCUGCCAAAGUGGAUCGAGCAGGCCAUGCAGGAGGUAGAUGUCAAUCUCUCCACUGACAUGGCGGUUCUAUCUGCGAAGCGUUUUCUGCGCGACAUGGCGCAGCCCUUCCGGCCUAGAGACCAAGAGGGGAUAAGCACCUGGAGCAUUGGGGAUCUGAGGAAGCACCAAGCACAGCAGGACGAGGAGCGCAUCGCGGAGCUGCAAAGGGAGCAGGAAGAGAGCAUGGCGCAGAGAGUACGCGCGCAGCAGUCUCAAACCUUCGCGCUGGACGACGAUUUUGACAUGGACGAGGAUGAAGAAAGGGAGAUGAUGGAGAUUGAUGGGAUGGCUUGA
Molecule: messenger RNA, 2400 nt
Organism: Truncatella angustata
Lineage: Eukaryota; Fungi; Ascomycota; Sordariomycetes; Amphisphaeriales; Sporocadaceae
Exons: 1
Coding region: 1-2400 (799 amino acids)
Biological process (GO): positive regulation of mitotic recombination; transcription by RNA polymerase II; nucleotide-excision repair
Cellular component (GO): nucleus
Molecular function (GO): damaged DNA binding; hydrolase activity, acting on acid anhydrides, in phosphorus-containing anhydrides; DNA helicase activity
Source: RefSeq, a predicted model, not a curated record